GUGAGACUUUCGGUCGGCUGUCUCGUUGCGGCCCCAUACGCACUGCACUAACCUUACUGGUUGCGUGAGGAGCCCAUGAGCGAGUUUUGAGAUCCCCGUCGACGGCAUCGAUGGCGUGUCCGAUCUUCGAAUACUCGCGCGUCAACGUACGCAGCCUAUGGCUCUUGCCCCAGAUGAUACGGUAACAUGUAUGGCGGUCUGGGUCGCUUUGAGUUCAUUGUACUACACAGACCCUUGCCUCGAAAACGACACGUUUGGGGUUAGGGUCAAUAAGCCGGCUACCACGUUGACGCGGCGGGGGGUGAGCGAAAAUCGUAAACUACCACUCGAUCCGUCCCGUCCUAUAUCCCACAUUGCUAUACCCUACAAUUUUUGCCAAAAUGUGUAUUCGUUGUGCUAUCCUUGUUUGAAAUUGAAUGUGUUCAUGAGAGGCACUACGACAGAGAAAAUACCACGACAGCAAGAUGGGUUCGCAAUAAUGGGUUGGUCGACGUGGUUGUGCGACAUUAAAAUGGUGAUGGCGACAUACUUGUUUGACUGUAAACGAGCGGGGAUCCAUUUCUCGCAAUGUCAAUAUUUUUGCGAAGAGUUCCCAUGUUCUGACUGCAUUCAGACGAGAGCAGCAACACGAAUACGAAUAACCUCCUCACCGACCCCAAAAGGUCUUUUCGAAUGCGGACUUGGCACCCCUGUAGACUUGCUCGAUACUGAAUGCACGAAGCCAGUUUAGCAUGCUCAGCAGGAUAUUUUUGGCAAGAAACGAAGGAGGCGCAUCUGAAUCUGCUGUUAGAGAUCGCAGGUUUCCGGGGAUAGGCUUUGCCAAAUGAUAGUUCUCAGGCCUACUAUAGUGAUGCAUCAGCAUCCGUACGGCUUAGAGCAUCCGAGAACAAAAGUCUGAGCUCAUCAGCGUGGGAACACAUUUCGACCUCAGCAUC
Tilletiaria anomala UBC 951 is the source of this 935-nucleotide messenger RNA. RefSeq lists its product as uncharacterized. Bases 158 to 730 code for a protein of 190 amino acids. The transcript has a single exon. NCBI's taxonomy places the organism in Eukaryota, Fungi, Basidiomycota, Exobasidiomycetes, Georgefischeriales, Tilletiariaceae. The record is from RefSeq and is a predicted model, not a curated record.